CUUCGAGACAGAGCCGAAAGGAGGUGUGUUCAACUCUUCAGCAGUUGCGUCAACUUAUCUUCUCUCUGUCCCCUCUUUUCCACCCAAGACAGCAACUCUUUGUCCCUUCCCUCCAACAGAAGAAGCGUGAAACAUGGCCUCUGGUAUAGCGAUUAGCGAUGAGGUGAUCAAACACUUUGAAGGAAUCAGAGUGCGCCUUCAAGGUAGCGAGGAAAAAGAGAGGUUUAAGCUAGUGGUUAUGCAACUCAGCGAAGACCAAAAGAGCAUCGUCGUGGACCACCAGUCCUCGCUGAAGAACAAGGAUGUCGAAAAAGAGGAGAACAUCUUCAAAAAGGUCGUCAGCAUGCUACCUGAAAAGGAGUGUCGCUACGCCCUGUAUGACUGCACCUACGAGACCAAGGAAACUCUUAAGGAGGAUCUGGUCUUCAUCAUGUGGGCCCCGGAUGAUGCAUCCCUGAAAAGUAAAAUGGUCUAUGCGAGCUCAAAGGGCGCUCUAAGGGCCAAGUUCCCAGGUCUGAAGCUUGAAUGGCAAGUGAACGACCCGGCCGACAAAGAAAUAUCAGCUCUGAUGGAGAAGCUGGGUGGAAAAAGCAAACUGAAGUCUAUAGAGGGAAUAUGUCUCUAAAGCUGGAGAACGACCAAUAACACCAAAUCCCAAUGAAUCGCCAAUUGGACUGUCUUUACAGAGGCAGUUAUUUUGCUGAUAUAAUGGCUUUUCUGAUUUGAGUACUCGAUUGUAUACAUGCACAUGUGAAACCAUCUGUAAUCAAAAGAUUGUGGUCUUUUGAUUACAGUAACAGUUUAACAUGUGCAUGUAUACCAUAGGGUACUCCUCCAUAUCUGACAUAAUUGGUUGAUGGUUAUAUUUUUCCACAUAGGAAAUAUAAAGUUACUCAGGAGUCUCAAUUGUAUUUUCAUUGCACCACCUUAACCUGACUUUCCAUUUUGAUUCUGUUGGGAAAAAAAACUUCCAAGUACCUCAGGAUUUCCCCUUUUUGUCGUACAUAAAUUGAAAUCUGCAGUGACUUUUUAAAGUUGUGUCAGAAAAAUUUUGUUUGUUUUUAUUUUAAAUACAGUUUUUUGGAGUUUUCUCACCACAGU
Molecule: messenger RNA, 1101 nt
Organism: Colossoma macropomum (tambaqui)
Lineage: Eukaryota; Metazoa; Chordata; Actinopteri; Characiformes; Serrasalmidae
Gene: cfl1l
Product: cofilin 1 (non-muscle), like
Exons: 4
Coding region: 134-625 (163 amino acids)
Biological process (GO): cell motility; actin filament fragmentation; actin filament severing
Cellular component (GO): actin cortical patch; actin cytoskeleton; cytoplasm
Molecular function (GO): actin filament binding
Source: RefSeq, a predicted model, not a curated record